This is a messenger RNA of Anisakis simplex (herring worm), 417 nucleotides long. The record is from the annotation of a GenBank genome assembly. Lineage: Eukaryota; Metazoa; Nematoda; Chromadorea; Rhabditida; Anisakidae.
CCGAUGGACGUGCAGCAGUUGCAAAGGGAAAAACGUGAGCUGACCAUGCAACUGGAUCGAGAACAGAACGAAAAGCAGGAACUUUUCUUACAGGUUAUCCGGCAUAUUCCAAAGAUUCAAACACAACUGAACAAUGAUGUUCACAGUUUGCAAGAGGAAUUGCGCAGGAAAUCUCUUGAGAUGGACUCGGCCAAAGAAGAUGCCAAACAACGGUUGGCGUUCGUUGAAGAGGAAAAGUCGAAACUUCAAGAGAACGUCGAGACACUGCAACAAGAUCUCGAAAUGAAAGCAGCCGCUUUGCAAAGUAUGAAGCUUGCUAAGCAGGUAACGCCUUUGAAGGGGUUCUAUCAUGUAACAGCAAAUGAUUUUGUAUACCGUGUUCAAUUUCGACAUGUGUCUCGUUCUGAUCUGCGUUAG